UGCUGCUCGGGGCAGCGAUAGAGAGCGGCAGAGCUGCCAUGGAAGCCAACACUUCCCUCUGGCACAGCUACCUUGGGGUGGUCGUGUCCCGCGAGAGGCAGCGGAUGGAGCAUUUCCAGCGGGCCGAGGACAUCCUGCUCACCCUAUUGGAGAGUGUCCAUGCCAGGGAACCCCGCUUCCUCGUGGAGUACGCCAGGAACCUGGAAGCCUUGGAAUUCUCUCUCUGUGCCUCUGAGGACGCUGUCGCUCUCGAGAUGCCCGUGCGUAUUGACGGUGAUACCCUGCGUGUGCUGGCGUGCCAGCCCAAGGACACCCCAGGCAGACAUCCUCCAGAGCUGAACACCUGCUAUCUGGGAGUGUGCUCUCCAGGGACUGGUUUGGAGGACUGGACUGGUGUUGUGGAUGUGAUGGAGCACGGAGGUGGUGCGGGGUGCCUGCUUCCAGGCAAAAUCCUCCAGCAUCUGAAAGAGCUCCUUGUUUCAGCCAUCGUGCAUUGCCAACGCCUCUUCCUGCUUCAGCCAGGUGACAUCAGUGCUGAAAACCUGCAGGAAGAUGCCAUGGAGCUCUCCCUGCUGAUCCGUGGCAGCUGGAAGACCAUUCGCUUUGACAUUGUUCCUGUGGUGAGGAGGCAGCAAGAGCCACUCUGGCUCCAGAGGCGACAGAGAGACAGUGGCUUCCCUGAAGGCAGCCUCAGGAAGGCCACAGAAGAGGCACACUUUGUUCCUGCCUCUCCCCAUUGCUGGAGAUCCUCCACUCACCUUCCCAUCCUGAAGCUGCUCCGAGAAGUGGACACCCUGGGGGGACCCCGUCUGGACAGCCUCCGCCUGCUCGACCAGCUCCGUGACCAGGACUGGGGAGGGGAGGAUGGGAAAGGCAGUCUCACCUUCAACCACCUGAAGAUGGUGUUGCUGUGGAGCACAGAGCUCUUCCCCUCUCCGGAGGACUGGCAGGACCUGGAAGGUUCUGUCUACCGGCUCUUGGUGAUCCUUCUCCGCUGCCUGGCCACCCAGCACCUGCCCCACUUCCUGAACCCAGGGGAAAACCUCUUCCAAGGAAUGGCCCCAGAUCUUGCCUCCCUCUACCAUAAAGUUGAGAGUUUUGCCUGGGACCCCCAGCGCUUCCUCCGCUUCCAUUUUGGCCUCCAUGGGUUCAGUGGCAGCUGGCAGGCAGACACAGAAACCCGAGCCCUCCUGCAUCUCCCCACCGAGGAUGGGUCCUACUGGGACACAGCCUACUUUGACAUGCUACUCAGCCAGUUUCAGGUGUACCGGAUCCAGGACAGCGCACGCCGCUCAGCAGCGUCCCAGCUCCUUAGCAAGAUCCUUCAAGAAAUCCCUCAGCAGAGCUGAGUGGGACCCUGCUGCUGCCCCAUUAGAGUGUCUCGAAACUCUGGUGGGGUGCAAGGAGAGCUAUAGGGCCAGGGAUCAGUGUGCUGCUGUGUCAUUUAUUGAGGGAAGGUGGCAGGGGAAGAGAGCACAUCUGCUGUAGCUGGGGGGCAUACACAGCCUCUUGGCUGCCCUGGUGGACCUGGGCACUGGGUGCUUCAUGGUACACAACCUGGAGGGGGAUGGCAUUGGUUGGUGAUGGGAGGGGAAGGGACCUGUGGUCAUAUCCUACAUGCAGCUCUCUGUCAGCUUGCUGAAGGUCACCAUGCCCUGGUGUUAGCAUUCAGGAACACAUAAUCACUGAAUAGUUAUAUGAAGGUGCUUUAUUAAGAGCUCUGGGUGUCAGGGGUACACAGACCCAAAUCCAACCCGACUUGGUUUUGAGUUGAACAUGCUUUUAUACUUUAUUGUUAUAUAACUUUCAUAUUAAUUAUUAAACUUACAUUGUUAUAUUGUA
Cyanistes caeruleus (blue tit) is the source of this 1842-nucleotide messenger RNA. RefSeq names its product mab-21 like 4 (gene MAB21L4). Lineage: Eukaryota; Metazoa; Chordata; Aves; Passeriformes; Paridae. The record is from RefSeq and is a predicted model, not a curated record.